Trichomycterus rosablanca is the source of this 1479-nucleotide messenger RNA. Its product is annotated as alpha-1-antitrypsin homolog. Bases 61 to 1338 code for a protein of 425 amino acids. Gene Ontology annotation, biological process: negative regulation of endopeptidase activity. Gene Ontology annotation, molecular function: serine-type endopeptidase inhibitor activity. The record is from RefSeq and is a predicted model, not a curated record. NCBI's taxonomy places the organism in Eukaryota, Metazoa, Chordata, Actinopteri, Siluriformes, Trichomycteridae. The transcript has 5 exons.
AAUAAAGGCUGAGAUCCGUCCUGAACCGUCUCCUGCCGACAGGACGCCAAAGCUGAUAAGAUGUGGGGAAAGAUCCAGUUGUUGACCUUCGCCCUCGUGCUCACAGUGGCCUGGGCCGCGCCCCACGAUGGCGAUCACGGAGAACAUUCCGCAGAUCACCAUCUCCAUCUCCACCACGGCAAGGACGAGCAGCACCCCAGCCACGAAGGAGGAGACGACGCUUGUCACAAACUCGCACCCCACAACGCCGACUUCGCCUUCGCCCUGUACAAGAAGCUGAUCAGCCAGGCCGACGCCAAGGGCAAGAACAUCUUCUUCUCUCCGCUGAGCAUCUCCAUGGCUCUGUCCAUGCUGGCCCUGGGUGCCAAGGGUGAGACCCACUCCCAGAUCUUCAGCACUCUGGGCUACGGUUCCCUCACCGAUGAGCAGGUCAACGAAGCCUACGAGCACCUCCUGCACAUGCUGGGCCACAGUCAGGACGCCAUGCUGCUGGAGACAGGAGGAGCCCUGGCUGUCCGAGAGGGAUUCAAACCGGUCGAGAAGUUCCUGAAGGACGUCCAGCAUUUCUACCACGGAGAGGCCUUCAGCGUAGACUUCUCCAAACCUGAAGUCGCAGUCGAGGAGGUCAACAAGUACAUCGCCAAAAAGACCAAAGACAUGAUCACCGACAUGGUCAAGACUCUGGAUCAGGACACCGUCAUGAUGCUCAUCAACUACAUCUACUUCAGAGGAAAGUGGGAGAAACCUUUUGAAGUCGAGCGCACCCUCAAAGCCGACUUCCACGUGGACGAGAACACCAAGGUGACCGUUGACAUGAUGAAGAGGACCGGACGCUUCGACUUCCACCAGGACCGGGAUAACUUCACAUCCGUCAUCAUGGUGCCCUACAAAGGCAACACCUCCAUGAUGAUCGUUCUGCCCGACGAAGGGAAGAUGGAAGAGGUGGAGAAACACCUGAGCAAAGAAGACCUCAAGUACUGGCAUGACAAACUCUUCAGAAGCUCUGUAGACCUGUUCAUGCCCAAGUUCUCCAUCUCUGCAUCCUCCUGUCUUGGGGACACCCUGAAGGAGAUGGGCAUGACCGAUGCGUUUGCAGACAGCGCCGACUUCUCCGGGAUCAGCGAGGAGACCAAACUGAAGGCUUCCAAGGUUCUUCACCAGGCGGUCCUCAAGGUCGAUGAGAAGGGCACCGAGGCCGCCGGCGUCACCACUAUUGAGAUCAUGCCCAUGUCUCUGCCUGACACCAUGAACCUCAACAGACCCUUCCUGGUGUUCAUCGUGGAGGACAGCACCAAGAGCAUCCUCUUCAUGGGCAAGAUCACCAACCCUACUGUGUAACUGGAGCCGCCUGUGGUCUCGCCCAGCAAGCGUCCAUUAAUAUAUGAAAACAUCCAUAAGUGACGUUUUUUUAAUUGUUAAAUGUUUUGGAUUGACUUUGAUUGACCAGAACAUGAAUAAACAUUUACUAAUGAAACCAAA